AUGUCCAACAAAAAGAAGAGUAAGAGUAAGGCCAGCGAGAGCCACAAGCGUGGUGGAAGAGAGAACAGUCCUCGUGGACAACAUAACUCUCUCUCUCCACAAAGAGGCAACAGUAUCUCUGAUCAGCAAGGAAGCGAGAACAGCGGUACUGGCUCUGGAACAAACGGGAUCAAAUUAGCCGCUCGCUUGUUUCGCAAUCCAUUGUUUUCCAAAAGAGGGUUCAAACAUGCAAAAGAGGGAUUAAAAAGUGAGAGAACAGGUGACUCAAUAAGCGGAGUAAGGUGUUUUGGUAGCUUCUUUCUCUUCGUUUACCCGUUUCUUUUGAUAGGAUACUGUAUCCACGGUUUCCUAGCUGGGGACAUCAAUAGCAAAAGUGCUUUUUUGUAUGGCAUUCCAUUAUGCAUUGCUGUUCCUUAUUGCAUACGUUACUUGGAUGAUGUGGAUACAUUGCUUUCAAGCAUAUUUGAGAUUGGGGAGAAGAGUUUGCUCGGAUAUUUCGCAGACCCGGUAAUUAGAGAGUUCCUCUUAACUGUUUUUGAGAUUGCCGGACUCAUUUAUAAAUGCAUUGAGAGUAGCCAAAAGUCGCGAAUCUAUGUAUGGAGAAUUGUGGGUUUUGUUCUCUAUCUCGUAGGACAUACUUUGCUAAUAUUGGAAAGAAAGAAAAGACCAGGAUCGGUAGCGGAUGCUUCGGCAUGA
Molecule: messenger RNA, 696 nt
Organism: Zygosaccharomyces rouxii
Lineage: Eukaryota; Fungi; Ascomycota; Saccharomycetes; Saccharomycetales; Saccharomycetaceae
Exons: 1
Coding region: 1-696 (231 amino acids)
Source: RefSeq, a predicted model, not a curated record